Suillus discolor is the source of this 1050-nucleotide messenger RNA. RefSeq lists its product as uncharacterized. The transcript is spliced from 6 exons. Lineage: Eukaryota; Fungi; Basidiomycota; Agaricomycetes; Boletales; Suillaceae. The record is from RefSeq and is a predicted model, not a curated record. The coding region runs from base 1 to 948 and encodes 315 amino acids.
AUGCGGUUCUCUAUUCUAGCAUUUGUUGCAUUGAUACUGCAACCUGUCGUGUCCAGCAACAUUGAGGAAAGUACUUGUUCUUACGACAAUGAAAGUUUAGAGGUGGCCAACGAGGGAGGAUGGGGACUAGUGAAGUCAACAUUGUUCGGCAAGUCGAUGCAAGUUGCAGGAACGUUACGCGGUCACUUUGAUGGCCUCCUCAGUCAUGAAGGCGCUGGCAGUCUCACAGAAAAACUCGACUUGUUGUCUGCUUCAGCAUACAUGUUGUACGAUGGAUUGCACAUUCCAAGUGCGGGAGAGUCCUGGGACAACGUCGUGGGGCUCGGUUCAAAUAUCCGAGGGAAUAUAGACGAACUCUUCCAACAUGCCAAGGAACUCUAUCCCUCGAAGAUAUCGGAGUUCAAGAAGUCUGUGAAUAGUGUUGCCAGUACAGCCACAUCACUGCACCAAGUCGUUAAAGGAGCCGCAGAACAACGCGAAAUUCCUUUCGAUUCAGUAUUAGAAGAACUUCGAAAUACCUUGCAGGUCCUAUUUGAAGAGCUUAAAGAGCAAUUCCCGCCACCCGAGGAGGCUCCCGGUCAUGAGAAUCGUACUCUCAUAAUCAACACAGUUCUUGAUCGUGUCGAGGAGACUUUUCUACGGGUUGCCAUCAAGUAUGGAGCAAGUGAAGAAGUCGUGAAAAAUCACACCAGUUCUCUCAUGUCAGGUGUUCAACAUAUUGUGGGGAUCAUCGGAGACCUUUACGAACAGCACCCUCAGCUUGCAUGGACCUUCUUUAGCAUUGCGAUUGCCCCGCUAUUUGCACAGGGGCUUCUUCUCUCAGCCCUCAGGAUAUUUGGAUUUGGGCCAUUGGGACCAAUUGCAGGAACUGCUGCUGCAUGGUUGCAAGCGUGGUUAUUUCGUGGGGCUAUCCCAGCAGGGCUUCAAUGCGGCAUGCCAGUCGUGUAGAUGAUUGAUCCAUGAGAUCAAAAACCUCGGGGUCUCUGAUGUCUGUAAUUAAAGGUUCAUAUCUCGUGAACAUUUGUGCCAUCUUCAUAAACUGAAUCUAGC